AUGGAGCACAAAAUAAGUGAGACAGCUUUUAAUGUGUUUGAUGAAGUUCGCUUACAGGGCGAACACACUGAUGUCAUCAUCAAGGUUCAGGAAACCAAUUUUAAAGUGCACAAGAUCAUCCUUUGUGGCUGCAGCCCUUAUUUUAGGACGCUUUUCUCCACCCAGUGGACCAACGUGGAGGAACAAUUCUACGAUAUUCCAGGAAUGUCCUCAAACACCAUGUCUCUUAUUAUUCAAUACGCAUACGCAAGACCAGUCCUGAUUACUGAAGAGAAUGUGUCAGAGCUCUUAGCAGCUGCUGAUCAGUUUUUAAUCUCAGAUCUCAUAGAAGCCUGCUGCCAGUUCCUGGAAGCAAACUUAUGCCCAGAGAACUGCAUCGGUGCCCGCAUGUUAACAGAGUGUUUCCCGUCCUGCUCAGUGCUCCACCAGAAAACAAGGCUUUACGUCCUGCAGCACUUUGAGCAGGUACUGCAAGUUUCUGAGGAGUUCCUUGAACUACCGCUGGAACAUCUGGAGGAGAUGAUUGCUCAGGAUGAGCUGAACGUCAAACAGGAGGAGAUGGUUUUUGAGGCCAUCGUUCGCUGGAUUGGACAUGCACCUGGAAACAGGAGAAAACACAUUGCUGUGCUUCUUUCAAAGGCAGGACAGAGAUAUAAACGCAUCAUGUUAAUCAUAGUUCGAAUGGGGUUGAUGUCACCGGACUACUUCAUGACUGACGUCAGAAACAAUGCAUUGGUGUUGGAGAGCGAAGCAUGUUCGGACAUUGUCAUCAAUGCAAUGAAGGUCAUUUUUGACCUCCACAUGGAGGAACCCGCCAGCUCAGAGCUCAUUAAUCAACUGACACGCCCACGUUUGCCUUAUGAGAUCCUAUUGGCCAUCGGAGGGUGGAGCGUAAGCAAUCCCACCAAUGAGAUUGAGGCAUAUGAUACAAAGGCGGACUGUUGGGUCAACAUGACUCAAGAGGACGAGCUUCCCAGAGCAUAUCAUGGCUCAGUGGUCCUGGAUGGGUUCGUCUACUGUCUUGGCGGCUUUGACAGCGAGAAUUAUUUCAGCAGCGUGAGGAAAUUCAAUCCCAUCACUCAAACUUGGCAAGAGGUGGCCCCGAUGUAUGAACGGCGAUGUUAUGUUAGCGUUGCUGUCCUGGAUGGCCUCAUUUAUGCCAUUGGAGGUUUUAAUGGAUACGGACGACUAAAAACAGCAGAACGCUACAAUACAAACACCAACCAGUGGACAAUGAUUGCACCCAUGAAUGUACGGAGGAGUGACGCCAGCGCCACCUCACUGCAGAGCAAGGUUUAUAUCUGUGGUGGUUUUACUGGGGUGGAGUGUCUCUUCUCAGCUGAGAGCUUUGACCCCGAAACCAACCAGUGGACUCUCAUCGCUCCCAUGAGAAGUCGCCGCAGCGGUGUUGGAGUGAUCAGUUACGGAAAUCUAGUUUAUGCUGUUGGUGGUUUCGAUGGUGCCGCUCGUUUGCGAAGUGCCGAGGCCUACAACCCUCUUAAUGACACCUGGCAUGAUAUACGCUCUAUGAUUAACCCACGCAGUAACUUCGGCAUUGAGGUGGUGGAUGAUCAGCUGGUUGUUGUCGGGGGGUUUAAUGGAGUCGGCACCUGUCGGGAUGUGGAGUGUUACGACCGGACGACAAAUGAAUGGGAUGAAGUCUGCAGCAUGAGCAUUUCCCGCAGUGCUGUGAGCUGCUGUGUGAUAUCCGGGUUACCUGACGUCACACAGUACGUGGUGGAUCGAGACUCUUUAGAGACAUCAGAUGACGAGUCUGACAGUGACUGACCGACCUCCAGUAGAUAUCUGACAUUUGAACCAGAAUGCACACUGAAACA
Molecule: messenger RNA, 1838 nt
Organism: Carassius gibelio (silver crucian carp)
Lineage: Eukaryota; Metazoa; Chordata; Actinopteri; Cypriniformes; Cyprinidae
Product: kelch-like protein 10
Exons: 8
Coding region: 1-1788 (595 amino acids)
Molecular function (GO): protein binding
Source: RefSeq, a predicted model, not a curated record